Messenger RNA from Seminavis robusta, 2298 nucleotides. The record is from the annotation of a GenBank genome assembly. NCBI's taxonomy places the organism in Eukaryota, Bacillariophyta, Bacillariophyceae, Naviculales, Naviculaceae.
AUGUCCAUAUUAGAAGUUCAUCAACUGGUGGUAGUUCAGGGCCUGACCAGCGACCGCGGAAAGAGAUUGAAUGGAAGUGUGGGCAAGGCGUUGCCAUCGUCUUCCAAAGGAACCGAACGAGUUCCCGUGGUUGGUGUGGUGGAAGGAGAAAUCAUGGCCAUCAAACGGGAAAACCUCCAAUUCUUGUCCCACCAUGAUGUUUGGCAAGUGGGAGCGGGUCGACCCAAUUUCCGAAUUCCUACUCUGAAGGGUGUGGUCAUCCAUGAGACUUCCGGACAAACUCUGGUACAGCACCACUUCAACGACGAGGGACGCGCCCAGGUCAAUUUGAUGGUGAUUUCCAUGGCUUUGGCAAGAUUCAUGUUGUUGGAUACGGCACAAAAUCCACGACGAGCCGUCUUUCUACCCACCGAUCUCAACAUUGCCCGGGCGUUGCAAAAGGCCACACACAACACUGGUGUUCACUUGGGACCCAAGCUGGAUGCCAUUUUUCAACGCACCGUGCAAGUUUUGCGCCAACUCCAAACCGAGAAACACUUGGAUGUUGCCUUUUAUUAUGCGCCUCCACGGGUUGCUCCGUUGGACGACAACACUGGAAACCAACGUCUCCAAGCGGUCCUUCACGGUUGCUACAAGCACUAUCCUUGUCCUCACGAGGACUACUUGGAUGCACAUGAAGUCCGUUAUGCGGCACAGGACGACGACGACGACCAGGUGAUAAUUGCACACGAAAUGUACCUGGAGUAUGGACUGCAAGAAACUUUAGCUUAUGUCCAACAUGCCGUGGCGUUGGGAGAAACGGCACGAUUGACUCCCACCGCCAUGGCCCAACGAGAUCCUCCCGCCUUUUGGUCCGCUGUCUUGCAUUUGGACGACUUUCUCCACGCACUUAACAGUGCAGGCGUCUCUACCCAAGAAUGGCAGGGUGUCUUGCAGGGAUGUGCCACAAGUCAAACGUAUUGGACCCAUGCCCGGCGGUGUUCAUCCUCGCAGCUGUCACACAGUGUGCAAGGAAUGGACUGGGGGAUUGGCAAUACGGAUGUCAAGCACAAGAAAUUGUCCACACAGUACGCCAUUUUUGCCCUGGUUGCCGUAAUCGAUGCUGCUCACAAGCAGUACAAGGGGAUGCACCACAAAAUUGUCUUGCAAGAUCAGUACAAGGGCACGGAAAUUGGCAAAUGUUUUGAUACCUUUGGGGCCACACAACAGAAAAUAGCCAAACUCAAAGCCAGAGGAAAUGUUCCUACACAAGUGACGGAUCAACUUUGGAACAAGGCGUUUGCCCAAUUAGGAUUCGGAAAUGACGCCAUGGACACAGCAUCGGACCCCAAGGCAUUCUGCGGGGGCGGUUGUGGUUGCACCAAUCUCAAUAUUCUCUUUGAAUGUUCCAAAUGUGACGGUGCCGUCUACUGCAGCAAGAAAUGUCAAAGGCGGGCUUGGAAACAACACAAGAAAACUUGCUCUCCCGUCAUGACAGAGGGUGCACAGCUUAUACGACAGCUCCGUUUGCAAGGAAACGACAUUUCGUUCCAAUCUGGAUCCCCCACCGCAGGGAUGCUCGAGUCCUGCAACGGGCCAACGGUAAUCUCCGAAGCCAGUUCUCUGGGCAACCUCGGCCUUUUACUGAAACUUCUGGAUGGCAAGUCCAUUCUGAACUUCUCAACCGGACAUCAGGGUGUGAAUCAGGCGGAAUUCCAGAACAUUCUGGCGGGAAGAGCCACAUCGGAUUCUAUUUUGCUGUUCGAAACGCUGUACGAUCUUCCCAUUUUGGAACGCUUCUUGGUGGCAUGUGGACCCCUGAAGAAUCAUCAAGUGGCACAAGCCUCGUUGGACGACGCGCUGCGUUUUGUGGGAGGCAAUCUCCACAAUCUACGGAUCCGUGCGUGCGGCUUUACCGCGCUCGAGUGGGCGGCCAAGAAGGGCAACAAAGAGAUCGUGGAAUGGUUGUGUACCGAUCCUCGAACCCAGGGAUUGAUACACAUUGGAUCUCCCGUCGGUUGGGCGUGUUACACGGGAAAAGUGGACGUGGCCAGAGUCCUGGUAGAACACGGAGCCAGCCCAUCCGCCACCCACCCCAUCCUUUGGGGCAACUUGCAUCCUCUCUUUGCGGCGGCUCAGAACGGUCAGUUGGAGGCAAUCCAGUGGUUGGUGGAGGAAAUGGGGCAGGAUGUUCACUUGGUGGAUGCCAACGGAAACGGCAUCACAAAGCACAUCAAAGACGCACCCAAUUGGAAAGACAUCGAAAGUCACAAGCAAUGUUAUUAUUGGGCCAAACAAAAGCUAGGGUCCAAUGAGUAG